Columba livia (rock pigeon) is the source of this 2269-nucleotide messenger RNA. RefSeq names its product F-box only protein 2. Bases 512 to 1255 code for a protein of 247 amino acids. Gene Ontology annotation, molecular function: protein binding; ubiquitin protein ligase activity. NCBI's taxonomy places the organism in Eukaryota, Metazoa, Chordata, Aves, Columbiformes, Columbidae. Gene Ontology annotation, cellular component: SCF ubiquitin ligase complex; cytoplasm. The record is from RefSeq and is a predicted model, not a curated record. The transcript is spliced from 6 exons. Gene Ontology annotation, biological process: SCF-dependent proteasomal ubiquitin-dependent protein catabolic process; glycoprotein catabolic process.
CACAUGAAGCUAAAGCACACACUUCUGACUUAAUUGCUCAGGUUAUAAGGCCAUAGAAAAAGGAAUAAUAGAGAAUAUCAACUGAGUUAUUUUCAGUUAUGCUCAGAUCUAUGUUUUAUACAGGCUCAUGACUAAGGAGAUCCUAUGCCAGCCCCUUGAGGGAAGGCCUUUUGGAUGCAGGAUGAACUACUGUGAGUACGGUUGGCAAGAUGCUCACCACUGAUAUUUAGGUACUGCUUUGCAGCAUCUGUCAUCUGUGAUGUUCUUACAGGCAGAACAAACACCCAUAUGCUGCCCCCUCUGCAGAGGAACUCGGGGCUAAGAUGCCGAUUUUUGCAGCAGCAGAGAUUUCUAGAAGGACUGGUUCUGGUUGGGGAAACUGGCACUGUCCGCGAUUGCAGAUGCCAACUACUUGCAUUUUGUGGAUGGAUUUAACUACAGGCUUCUCUGAGAUCAAAAAAUAUUAAUCUGCUCACGUGCUUCAAGAAAGUUCCAUCCAGCUGGCCUGAGGAUGGAGUCCCUCCCCGAAGCGGUCCUGAUCAGAAUCCUGGCUUCCAUACCUGCGGUGGAUUUGGUGCUGGCGUGUCGCCUGGUCUGCUGCCAGUGGAAGAACCUGAUCGAUGGAGCUGCGCUUUGGAUCCUGAAGUGUCAGCAGGAAGGCCUCACUGGAGCAGAGUCACAGGAGAAUGCAGAGAACUGGCAAAAUUUCUACUUCCUGAGCAAGAAAAGGAAGAAUCUCAUCAAGAACCCCUGUGGUGAAGAAGACCUGCAGCACUGGGGAGAGGUAGAGAACGGAGGUGAUGGCUGGAAAAUUGAAGAUCUCCCAGGGGACUUUGGAAAAGAAUUCCCUAGUGAAGAAGUCCAUAAAUACUUUGUUACAUCUUAUGAGUGGUGUCGAAAGGCUCAGGUCAUUGACCUUAGGGCUGAGGGCUACUGGGAAGAGCUGAUGGAUACAACACAGCCUAAAGUUGUGGUAAGAGACUGGUACGCAGGACGCAGCGAUGCUGGCUGCCUCUACGAGCUCUGUGUGAAGCUGCUCUCAGAGAAUGAGGAUGUUCUGGCCGAGUACAAAAGUGAGACUAUCACCAUCCCCCAGGACAAUGAUGCCAGCUGGACUGAGAUCUCCCACACCUUUUCUGACUACGGGCCUGGAGUCCGCUUUGUCCGCUUCGAACACGGUGGCCAGGACACGCUGUUCUGGAAGGGCUGGUAUGGUGUACGUGUUACCAACAGCAGCGUGACAGUGGAGCCAUAGCUGUGCUGAACUGGGACACACAUGCUGGAGCUGAAAUCCCUCAGAGCAUCCCAUGGCCUUUGGAUGGUUUCUGCAUGGUGCUGCUUGCAGGCUGUAGAACAUACAACCUUUCUGUUCACGAAUGUGUGUACAAGGUGCCAGGGGCCACCAUCCCUCUUUCCUCAAGAUGACUAUGCAAAGGAUGCAAAUAGAUUUGUGAAUGUACCAUGUUAGACUCAGCCUCACCACUUGCACUGAUGUUCUCCAUCAGGGAGAUAACCUAAAAAUCCUGCAGACCUCACUUCUGAGCUGCUAAACCCUAGCACCCAGCCUGAGCUAGACACCCCUCCUGCCGCUUCCCAGACUUCGGCACUCCUUAACUUUAAGCGGUAAUUUGGGCAUAUUUUCUGGAAGUUAAAGAGUGGGGCAAAAAAAAAGGAAGAAAGAACAGCAUAGACCUUGUGCUGUUGAGAACACAGCAGAAAGCUGCUGUUAGCCCCACUUGGUCUCAGUUCUUCCUGCCUACUAACAGUGUGUGUAGAACAUACACGUUUCCCUCCACUCCAUGUGCUCACUGACAAGACAACACUGUACACACCCCCACCAGUGCCUCUUGAUAGCGCUCAGGGCUUUGAGCCACCGUCCUGGACACCCAGGCUUCCCUGAGCCCAGCCUGCCCUGCUAGUCAGGCCUCUCCAAGGAGCAUCCCCUUGAUAGAGCUGGUGUUGCCUAGAGAGAGGGCCACUUACAUUUCUGUGUCCACCUGCCUGUCUUCCCUUCCUGGGCUGCCAGCACAUGCAUCUUUGAAUGCCACUUUGCAUCAAAGUGCACCCUUAUGAGCGCAGUGUAACUACUACUACCCGUAGCCAAAGGAGAGAGCAUCCGAGCUGCUCACUAUGUGCAUGCUCUGCUUCAUCAGGCUUUCUGCACUGCUGCACCUGGAUGCCUGGGGCACACUGGCCUCCCAAACCACAGCCCUGCCAGGCCACAGUCCAGGCAAACAUAAUAAAAUAACACAGUUUUGUGUGGAUCUUC